Trematosphaeria pertusa is the source of this 1275-nucleotide messenger RNA. Its product is annotated as FAD dependent oxidoreductase-like protein superfamily. Gene Ontology annotation, molecular function: oxidoreductase activity. Gene Ontology annotation, cellular component: late endosome; cytoplasm. Gene Ontology annotation, biological process: retrograde transport, endosome to Golgi. The coding region runs from base 1 to 1275 and encodes 424 amino acids. The transcript has 5 exons. The record is from RefSeq and is a predicted model, not a curated record. Lineage: Eukaryota; Fungi; Ascomycota; Dothideomycetes; Pleosporales; Trematosphaeriaceae.
AUGAGCAACGCGCCAGGCAAUACCGUGAUUCUCGGAGCGGGCAUCGUCGGCCUUUCCACCGCCUACUUCCUCUCGCAGACAGGCAACACGGCGCCGUCGAGCAUCCACCUGGUAGAUUCGAGCCCGCAGCUGUUCCAAUGCGCCUCUGGUCUCGCCGGCGGCUUUCUUGCUCGUGAUUGGUUCGCACCGUCGAAUGCUUCGCUCGGCGCCCUAUCCUACCGGCUGCACAAAGAACUCGCCGAAAAGCACAAUGGCAGGACGACGUGGGGCUACUGCCAGAGCACCGGCAUAUCGUUGAGCCAGGACAGCGAGGCUGCGGUCGGAGGCAGCGGCGAAGACUGGCUUCAGGAUGGAACGAGCCGAGCUCAGGCUACCAAUUCUAAGAGGACUGUGGGCAGCAAUGGGCCGGUUUGGCUGAAGCAGACGGAAGACGGCAACCUGGAGGUCAUCAGCCAGACCGGCACCACCGCGCAGAUUGAUCCUCUGCGCUUCUGCCAAUGGCUCCUCGGGCGAUGUCUGGAGCGCGGCGUUCAGCUGCACCAGCCUGCGAAUGCUAUCUCGGUCUUGAAGGACGAAAACGAUCAGCUGAACGGAAUUCGGCUCAGCAAGAACGGCGAAGAGGCAGACUGUAUGCCACGCACAAACCGCAUAGUGCCAUGCACGCGGCUCCUCAUCACCGCGGGAGCUUGGUCACCACGAGUCUUCUCUAAACUUUUCCCGAAAUCCACUACCCAACUUCCCAUCUCUGCGCUGGCCGGCCACUCCCUCCUCGUGCGGAACCCGUUCUGGGACGUGGAGGAAGAGAACAAGGAGAUAUGCCACGCCGUGUUCGCUACAGACACUCUCGGAUUUUCGCCAGAGUGGUUCUCCCGGAUCGGAGGCGAGCUCUAUCUGGCAGGCCUUAACAGCACGAUGAUUCCUCUCCCUGACGUCGCCACGGACGUCGAAAUCAACCCCUCUGCAAUGGAGCAGCUGAAGGACUGCGCUAAAGCAAUGGUGGGAACUGUCGAUGGAAAGAACAUGGAAGUCAUGCGAGAGGCUUUGUGUUUCCGUCCUGUGACGGGAAGUGGCCGCCCCAUCGUAUGUCGCGUGCCAGACGAGCAGCUCGGUGGUGGCUUGAAGACUCGUGGGGGAGGGGAUGGUGGAGUCUUCAUUGCGGCCGGCCACGGUGCUUGGGGUAUCUCGCAAUCGCCUGGCACUGGACUCGUCAUGUCCGAAUUGAUCGAAGGUCGCCCUACGUCCGCGAACCUGUCGGCAUUGGUCUUGCCAUCCUAA